Molecule: messenger RNA, 1658 nt
Organism: Neoarius graeffei (lesser salmon catfish)
Lineage: Eukaryota; Metazoa; Chordata; Actinopteri; Siluriformes; Ariidae
Gene: dnajb6a
Product: DnaJ heat shock protein family (Hsp40) member B6a
Exons: 8
Coding region: 196-972 (258 amino acids)
Biological process (GO): protein refolding; positive regulation of proteasomal ubiquitin-dependent protein catabolic process
Cellular component (GO): endoplasmic reticulum membrane; cytosol
Molecular function (GO): ATPase activator activity; Hsp70 protein binding
Source: RefSeq, a predicted model, not a curated record
UAUCAGCACCAUUUCCGGUGAAUGCGCCAAACUGAGCUGCUGUUUAUCGUUGGGGGAAAAAGCGCUGUUUAAGGAUAAUUCCGAUUAGCAGUGGUGAAGAGUUAAACCAUCUGCCUCUGAAAAAACAAACAGGUCGUCGUCUGACUUCAGCACGUGUGUGUGUGUGUGUGUGCGGGCGCGUGUGUGUAUGAAGCCAUGGUGGAGUAUUACCAGAUAUUAGGAGUGUCGAAAGAUGCGAGUCAGGAUGACAUUAAGAAAGCGUACAGAAAACUUGCCUUAAAGUGGCACCCGGAUAAAAACCCUGACAACAAGGAUGAGGCAGAGAGGAAGUUUAAGGAAAUCUCUGAGGCGUAUGAAGUCCUUUCAGACACUAGCAAGCGCAGGGUUUAUGAUCAGUACGGUAAAGAAGGCCUGUCGGGAGGCGGAGGAGGAGGACGCUAUCAUAACGGCGAUCCCUUCGCAGGUUUUACGUUCCGCAACCCAGAAGACGUCUUCAGGGAUUUCUUCGGGGGUCGCGACCCUUUUGCUGAUUUCUUUGGAGAUGAUCCAUUUGGAGAUGAUUUCUUCGGUGGCGGUCGACGGCAGCAGCAGCAGCGCGGUAUGAGCAGGAGCCGAACAGGCGGCUCGUUCUUCUCUAGCGGGUUUGGAGGAAUGGGGGGUUUCGGCAGCUUUCCGUCUUUCGGCCCAGCAUUCUCUUCAUUUGACACAGGUUUCAGCUCUUUUGGUCACAUGGGGCAGAUGGGUGGAGGCGGGUUCACGUCCUUCUCCACCAGCUCAUUUGGAGGUGGGGGCAGCGGGAUGGGGAACUUCCGCUCCGUGUCCACGUCCACCAAAUAUGUUAACGGCAGAAAAAUCACCACCAAGAGAAUCGUUGAGAACGGACAGGAACGGGUGGAAGUCGAGGAAGAUGGACAGUUAAAGUCGCUAACUAUAAAUGGUAAGGAACAGCUGCUGCGACUGGAACACAAGUAAGCACAUCUCGACGCUCAGAGCAAAGUUAGGACUCGGAUGUAUGUACUUUUUUUCUUAACAUCAUUAGAUUACCAUUAUACCGUUAUUGUGUGAUUAUUAUUAUUAUUAUUUUUCUUUGUAAACCUAUUUAUGAAGUUGAAUGUCAGUAUUUGGUGCAGGGGUGCUAUUACUUUUAGGGACCAUGGUGUAAAGUUGAGUUCUUGUCUUUAUUUUCGUUUACACUCCAGAUGCACUUUGCUGUGUUGGACUUGAAUGCACAUUGCCUUUUGUGUUCUGCUUUUGAGCUUAAAAGUAAUAAAAAUAAAAGGAGAGAGAAGAGCAUUGUGCAUUAGGCAUGGCUUUGCUUUUCUGAUCCAAAUUCAGUAAAUAAUCCUCAGUUUUCUUUAGAACCCUGUUAAUAAUGAGCUCGUCCCUGUAAACACACACAGUGUGUUAGACCAACUGUACUGAUAUUAUUAUUAUUAUUAUUAUUAUUAAUAUUAUUAUUAUUAUUAUUAUUAAGUUUUGUUUAAAUAAGUGUCUUUUCAUUAGUACCUGUACACCAGCCAAUGAUGUUCUUAGUCUUAUUGUUGUCAUGGAAACGAGCCGGUGUAAGUGAUAUGAACCGAAGUGAAUUUUGUGGACUUUGUACGCAAAUUUCAAAAAUCAAUAAAUGUGAGUUUCAUCCUUUUUUUGAGGAUGCGGCA